UGUGGACAUAAAAUUGUGGAGAAUAAUUUACAUCUUUUAUAAACAAAAUCGUAACAUGCCUUAAUAUAUCAGAAGUUUAUCAUAUACAUGUUGUUAUUGCAAGAUUGAAAUAUUUCUCAAUAUAAUACAACAAACAUAACCCCAAAAAAAUGUGGAGAAGUUUAUCCAAUUUCAUUUUUCUUAUGUGCUUAACUUUGGUUAAUUGUGAACCAAAAGUGCCAUGUUUCUUCAUAUUUGGAGACUCAUACUCAGAUGCAGGCAGUAACAAUGCGCUAUUUUCACUAGCUAAAGCCAAUUAUCCACCAUAUGGGAUUGAUUUUCCGGGAGGAACUCCCACCGGAAGGUUUACCAAUGGUCUCAAUUGUGUAGAUUAUAUCGCCCAAUUCCUGGGAUUCGGAGGAUUCAUAGAACCAUAUAGAAACAAUACGGGUCAAGAUGCAUUAAAGGGUAUAAACUUCGCAUCAGGUUCUGCUGGAAUUCUCUCACAAACCGCAUAUCAUGUGGGUGAUCGAGUGUGGAUGGAUCGACAAUUAGAAAAUUACAAGACGGUAAUAACAAAGCUUGAACCGAAGGUUAAGGGACCAAUUGGCAAUUACUUAAACAAGUGUUUGUACAGUGUUAAUAUUGGCACCAAUGACUACAUUAAUAACUACUUCUUGCCACUUCUCUAUCCUUUUUCCAAAUUCUAUUCUCCUGAUGAAUAUUCUUCAAUGCUCAUUGCUCGAUAUACAGCACAGUUACAGGCCCUAUAUGAUUUUGGAGCACGAAAGAUAGCAGUUUAUGGUCUGGGCCCAUUAGGUUGUCUUCCAUUUGAAGUCACAAAAAGUUGUGCAACUGAAUGUGUAUUAGAAAAGAACCAAGCUGUACAACUUUUUAAUACCAAGCUUGUAUCACUAGUGGAUCAAUUCAAUACAAAGCUUCCUGGGGCCAAAUUUAUAUUCGUUGAUACCUUUGCCAUCCUAAACUUAACAGCUCUCCCUGGUUUGAUCAUGAAUUCAACUUGUUGCGAAAUAGUAACCAUUAGUAAUCUGUGUAAGUCAUCCACUCCACCAUGCCCAAAUAGGAAGUCAUAUGCAUAUAUGGACGGAAUUCAUCCAACUGAAGUUGUAAAUCAGCAAAUUGCAAUAUCUUCAUACACCUCUCAAGAUCCCUUAUUUGUUCAUCCUAUCAAUAUUAGUCAAUUGAUUACCAGUUAGCACCAAGAUUUAUUGUCAAUUGUUCUUUAUUAGAGAUAAUGUCAAAGUGAUAUAUUGACAUUACUCUUGUGAUAUUCAUUAUUUUGGUAUAUACUGUAUCUUCCUAGUAUAGCUAUAAGAUCAAUCUUGGGUUUCAACCAUCAGGUUAAGCUUUUGAUUGAGUUGGUCGUUUAACAUUCUUAUCUUGUUAUCUCCAAUUUAGCUUGUAUUAUUUGUACUUGUUCAAAGUAUAGUUGAUUAAAUAAUAAAUAGAUUUGUACCUCUCUUUAUGUUCAAAACAAUGUUCUUAUCAAUGGCAAUUGUCAAUUGAUAAUUUU
Messenger RNA from Chenopodium quinoa (quinoa), 1513 nucleotides. Its product is annotated as GDSL esterase/lipase At1g29670-like. The transcript has 5 exons. Gene Ontology annotation, molecular function: hydrolase activity, acting on ester bonds. Bases 150 to 1196 code for a protein of 348 amino acids. The record is from RefSeq and is a predicted model, not a curated record. Lineage: Eukaryota; Viridiplantae; Streptophyta; Magnoliopsida; Caryophyllales; Amaranthaceae.